CGAUAACAACCAAUUUUGUUAUUGUCUGCGCUUUGUGCUCUUCGCUUACAACGCAAUUUAGGUAUUUAAUCUGGCGUGAACAAAAAGAUUUAUUGUGCCUACACAUUAGUCAUAGACAUAAGGAUAUUGCAAUAAAUUAGUUCAGAAUGUUCUCUCGCAAGAAACCCGAGCCACCAAAGCGUCGUCAACACGAUUUGUCCCAGUUUGGUUUAACGGAAAUACCAGAUGACUUUGAUCCCAGCGCUGGCUACGGUGACGACGACGAUGCGGGUGACAGUGAUUUGGAAGCCGAAUUAGCAGCAAUUGCGGGUGGUGGCGGACCAAAACCCAAAGCAAAGCCAAAGGCAAAACUAAUGCCGAACAGUGAUUUGGACAAAAUGAUUGCAGACAGCAUGCGUGAUGUCAGCGACGAUGAUGACGACGAUGCCCUUGAGAACGAUACUGAUUUGCUGGGCGAAUUGCAGGGCAUCACGGGAGGCGAACUGGAAGAGCAGGAGGAGGAACAAGCGGCUCCUGCUGCCCCCGCUGCAGACCCAGAGCCAGUGCAAACCUUUCUGCCCACCACCACAGUAGACACAUUGAGCAUCAUCAAACAGCGUUUGGACAUGUACAAGCAGGCCGAGGCUAAUGCCAAAGCGGCGGGUGAAGCAGCCAAGGCGCGACGUUAUGCGAGAGGACUGAAGACGUUGCAGGAUCUGGCGAAGCAAUCGGCUGCUGGUAAGCCCAUCAAUGUGGACGACAUUCCGCCCGAGGUUAGUGUGAAGCCGGCAGGAGGCGAUGCUCCAGCAGCACCAGCUGUAUCAGAAGCUGAUCCACAGCCGCCGAAACCAAUUCGUGCUGCUCCAGCGCCGCCCACGCCAAGCUCUCCUUCUCCUCCAGCAGCAGCAGCUCCUGCCACGCCCACACAACCAGCCAAUCCUUUGGUGGCAGAGUUGCGUCAACGCCAAAGCGAGUAUAAAGCAGCUGCAGUACAAUCCAAGCGGAGUGGCGACACAGAAACAGCUCUACAGUUUCUGCGCGUCGUCAAGCAGUUCGAUGUGGUUGUCAAGAUGUGCGAGGAUGGCCAGGAGGUUGAUCUCAGCGAUAUGCCGCCACCACCAGCUGAAUUUUUAGCCUUCAUGGCCAAGUUGCAAGGUGGUGAAGCUCCUGCUCCUGCUGCUGCCCCAGCUCCAAUUCCAACUCCAGCACCAGCUCCGCCAUCAGCGGUUGCAGCCCCCUCGACGAUGCCAUCGUCCAUGCUGGAAGCACUGCAGCAACGUCUCGAUAAAUACAAGUCCGUGGAAGAAGCCGCCAAGACGGAGAACAACACGAGCAAAGCGCGUCGCUUUGGACGUAUUGUAAAGCAGUAUGAAGAUGCGAUCAAGCAGCACAAGGCUGGGCGUCCCGUGGCCUACGAUGAGUUGCCCACACCACCUGGUUUUCCAGCGCUACCCACAGCUGAUGCGCCAGCUAAGCUGCCGCCAGCAGCGACGCCACCCAUGUCACCCACAUCACCGCCCGCCACGGCCAGCACUUCAGCUGGCGGCACUCCUAGUAGCUCGACCACAGCGACACCAACAACGGAACGCCGAGCACCGGCGCCAUCGCCAUCGCCCUCCAAGGAUUUGACGACACGCACCUCGGGCAACCAGCACAAGAACAAUCUAGCCGAGCAGCAAAUGAAGCUGCUGCUGGAGCGGCAAAGGGAGUUCAAAUUGGCCGCCAUAGCAGCUAAGAAAGCGGGUGAAAUUGAUCAGGCCAAGGAAUACUUGAAGAUCUACAAAGGUUUUGAGGCGCUGCUGAAUGCGGCGAGCAGCGGAUUGCCCGUUGAUCUGAAUACACUGCCUGUGCCGCCUUCGCAGCGCGAUAAUCUGGAGUCAUCGUUCGCCAUAGUGGCAGCCGAGGAAUGUGAUCCGGGCGAUGACAUUUGUGAGAUAGGUGUGCGCAUCGAGGAGCAGCUGGCCAAGCAGCUUAUGAUGUGCAAGAAUACGAGGGAUCACCACAAGGCCAUGGGCGAUGUGGCAGGAAUGAAUCGCUUCGAGAAUCUCGCUCUGACAGUGCAAAAGGAUUUGGAUUUGGUGCGUUACUCGAAGCGCAAGAAUCAAACACUGCCCAAAUUCCACUACGAGAAGCGUUCCUUUAACAUUGUGCACUGCAACACGGAUCUGACGGACAAUGAACUCGAAAUUGUUGUGGUGCGUGGUCUAAACUAUAAUGUGGCAAAUCCCAAGGAUGUAGACACCUAUGUGCGCAUUGAAUAUCCUCUGUUGAAUGAUGAAUUCUUCAGGGCUAAAACGAAUGUGAUCAAGGACACAGAUAGUCCGGACUACGAUGAACGCUUCAAGGUUGAUAUCCAGCGGGGCAAUCGACAGUUUAAUCGCAUCAUCAAACGUCAUGGCGUUAAGUUCGAGAUCUAUUCAAGAGGCUGCAGUAUUGAUUGUUGUGGACUAAGUCGUAAACUGCCCGUAUGUUGUUUCAGAGGAUUCUUGAGAUCCGACACUCUGAUUGGCAGCGUAAAUGUGAAGCUGGCGCCGCUGGAGACCAAGUGCGACAUACACGAUACCUAUGAUCUGAUGGAGGGCAGGAAGCAGGUAGGAGGCAAGUUGGAGAUUAAGGUGCGUGUGCGGAAUCCCAUACUGACCAAGCAGAUCGAGCACAUCAAUGAGAAGUGGCUGGUGCUGGAUGCCGAAGGCUAAACUGACAACUUUUAAUCCUGGCUUUGCUUCAACUAUUACACUCAACACACACAAAGUUAAAACACGCGUUAUGUACUAUAUGUAUAUUUAUAUAAAUAUUUAUGUAUAUGAGAAUACUUGAAUUGUUGGCAAGGCGCCUCGAGCUGCUUCGCUGCCUCUCUGAAGAUUUGUGCCCCAAGUUCAGUUCCAUUCCAGACAGAGAGAUCGACGACAGUUCAAGUGAAGGAGAAGGAGGAUGAGGAGAAGCAGCAGCGGCAGCAGCGAUGACGCCUUGCGGCCAAUUAAAGCCUGAUUAUGUUUUGCAUCUAAUAUGAGCGAUAUGUUAAUAACCAUUAUUACCUUAUGAUUUCUUGUUUUGUGUGCUCAUCAAUUGUGUGUUAAAUUACAACUCGAGAUAUUCGACAAUUUGCGAGAAGGCGCUGCGCUCAUUGAAAACAUCUACGCCGCGCACCUUGUAGAAACCUGUUACAAGGUUACUAAAUUUAGUACUAUGACUGCACAAUUGAUGUCUUAACUCACCGUUGACGCUGCCAUUGAGACCGGGAGCAUACUGAAACGAUGGAUACGGCAGAUGCCAGCCGAGCGAGAUUUGCUGCCAGUCAGCGGAGGCAGCUGUGUCGCCACUAGCCCUAAACCAAACCUCGUAGCUCUUCAGGCACUGCGUGGAGCGCGGCUGUUCGCUCCAGCUGAUGAAGACCUCACGCCCAGUGAUCGCCACAAUCUCCAGCUGCUGGGGUCGCUUCAAUUUGGGCCACGCCGCCGAGCAAACGCGCAACAGCAUCACCCAGGGCAA
Messenger RNA from Drosophila nasuta, 3468 nucleotides. It is a transcript of the gene l(2)gd1, whose product is annotated as lethal (2) giant discs 1. Gene Ontology annotation, molecular function: DNA-binding transcription repressor activity, RNA polymerase II-specific. The transcript is spliced from 6 exons. Bases 147 to 2675 code for a protein of 842 amino acids. The record is from RefSeq and is a predicted model, not a curated record. Lineage: Eukaryota; Metazoa; Arthropoda; Insecta; Diptera; Drosophilidae.